Molecule: messenger RNA, 1255 nt
Organism: Aedes albopictus (Asian tiger mosquito)
Lineage: Eukaryota; Metazoa; Arthropoda; Insecta; Diptera; Culicidae
Product: required for meiotic nuclear division protein 1 homolog
Exons: 2
Coding region: 79-1221 (380 amino acids)
Biological process (GO): positive regulation of mitochondrial translation
Source: RefSeq, a predicted model, not a curated record
AAAUAAACGAAAACAUUACAGUAGGAUCAUCGGAAACUGGUUUCGAUUAACGUCACGUUCGUCAGUACUGAAACAAACAUGAGUUGGGUAACCAGGACAGUGCGAUCGGUGAUAAAUCAGCCGGUUCUUAUCACCGGCAGAGUAUCAGUAUUAUCAGUGAACCAGGCAUUUCCGGUCGUGCGUUACGCAAGCAGUUCUCGGAAUGUUGCAUCCAAGCCGUUGCUACAUAAAGCACCCGCAGUUGCCGAUGUGGGGAAAAGGUUGCAAGCCAUUUCAUCAUCCGUUAUCAAUCUGCACGAUAACAUCCAAUUGAAGAAGCGACCCCGACGACGCCGGGAGGAAGAAAUCAGCAAGCUUGCCAAGGGCUACUUAACGGUGACGGCCUUCGCGACCGCCGAGGAGUACGACCUGGAACGGCUGCUUGGCGCCCUGAAGGACCAGAACCUGUACGAACCGAAGCAGUUUCUUUCCAGCGAGGAUAACGAUAUCGAUCCGGAUGUGCUGCAUGUCACGGCCAAGUACAAGGUCGGGGACGAAUCACGGGACGUUUACUUUUUCCGUGAAGGUACGGUUGUGCUGUGGAAUUGUACCGAUUUGGAGAACAACAAUAUCCUGAGGUUUUUGAAGCAAUUUGAACAGGAUUCCUACGAUGAGUCCACCGUUCUGGAGGAAAGCGAAGCCAUGUUGUACAACGCGAUCGACGGCCCUGCCCGGUUGAAGAACAACAGUUUCUACAUUUCCACCAAUGAUGAUACCGAUUUGGAGAAAUACACCUUUUCCAAUGCCAUGUCACUUUCGGUAAAGCUUGGUAUAUGGGAAGCCUCUCUCGAACGAUACAUCGAAUCGAUGGCCUACGUCACGGAUGAUUUGAAGAAGGGGAACAAAAUAACGAUAUCCCGACCAGAGAUGCUCCGGAAAACUGGCGAACUUUUCGCCUUGCGACACCUAAUCAAUCUGAGCUCUGAUCUUCUGGACGUUCCGGAUUUCUACUGGGACCGCGAGCAGUUGGAGACUCUUUACCAGCAGACGUGUUCAUAUUUUAGCAUUAACCGACGGACACGGGUCAUGAACGAAAAGUUGAACCACUGUGUGGAGUUGGCAGACCUAAUCAGUUCGAACUUAAAUGACAAACAUCACGUUAGACUGGAAUGGAUGAUCAUUAUUCUGAUCAUGGUUGAGGUGGGAUUUGAGAUUCUGCAUUACGUUGAUAAGUUUACGUAAGUUCAUUGAAUAAAUUGUUAUCCUUGAAGUCCAA